This is a messenger RNA of Solenopsis invicta (red fire ant), 576 nucleotides long. RefSeq names its product DDB1- and CUL4-associated factor 8-like. NCBI's taxonomy places the organism in Eukaryota, Metazoa, Arthropoda, Insecta, Hymenoptera, Formicidae. The coding region runs from base 1 to 576 and encodes 191 amino acids. The record is from RefSeq and is a predicted model, not a curated record. Gene Ontology annotation, molecular function: protein binding. Gene Ontology annotation, cellular component: cytoplasm; Cul4-RING E3 ubiquitin ligase complex. The transcript has 5 exons.
AUGUUUACAUACUUUUUUUACAGGUUAUUUAUAGUAAAGGAAGGCCCAUUAACGGUACCUCUGACCCAUAUAGAUUCAAAUCCUUUUAACAGUAAUGAAUUUUGCGUCAGCGGUGUUACCUAUUACGUGCGGGUGUACGAUCGUCGAAAUGUUGUGAGGCCGGUUCUUCAAUUAUUUCCACAUAAUAUGGACGAAUACAAUGAAUACUCUUGUUGCCUUUAUAAUUACAAUGGAACGGAAAUUCUCGCAACAUAUAAGAAGAACAUAUAUCUAUUCGAUAUAUUGAAGUCGUCAAAUACUAGAGAAGUUCAUAAAUAUAAGAACUAUUUUAAUAACGUCUGUGUCUAUCGCUUAAUUGCAGAAGAAGGAGUCAAGUUCUUCGGACCUAAAAGCGAAUAUGUCGUAUCUGGAUCCGAGUCGGGUAAUAUAUUCAUUUGGGAAAAGAAUAUGGGGACUCUAGUAAACUACAUAAAAAGCAAUGGCAUACAUGUAAAUUGCUUGGAAGGGCAUCCGCAUUUGCCUGUACUUGCGACGCAACAUUCGCAUAGACAUAUCGGAAUCUGGCAACCUUUCUGA